GCGGGCGCUGCCCUGGCAGCCCCGGGACGCGGUGGGACGCGGCCGCCAUGCUGGGAGCCGCGGGCCCCUUCCUCCGGCCGCAGCGGCGGGCAGGGGCCGAGGAGCGGCGGCGCAGGGUGGCCCCGCUGGCGGCGAGCCCCCCGCCGGCCGAGCGGGGAGAGGAGCCGCUCCUCCGGGGCAUCUUCGAGAUCGGCAAGAGGAGCUGCGACGUGGUGCUGAGCGCCCGGCGGCUGCGCUGGAGCCCCAUCGUGCCCGAGAGCCCCGCAGGUGAUUCCAGUACGGUUCUACAGGAUGAAGAGGAGAUUGUUGAGAUGAAGGAUGUAUUUUCAGUCAAACUAAAACGCCGUCGUUUUGUGGGACAGAAAAAAGGUGGUACUUUAUUGGGUAUCACUAUUUUUAAAUGCUUGCAUAAAGAAGAAAAUAAACUAACGGACUGUGCUGUCCAUUUAAACAACUUAAGUGAAGACCACUGUAAUUCAUGGUUUAGACAUCUAAAGGAAAUUUUGAAUGGCUUUCAAAAUAGACCAAAAUCCUUAAAAGUAUUUGUUAAUCCAAGCAGCCACAAACGAGAAGCCACUCAUGUUUAUUAUGAAAAAGUUGCACCACUUUUUAAGCUUGCUGACAUCAAAACUGAUGUCACAGUAACUGAAUAUGAAGGACAUGCUCUCUCAGUACUGAAAGAAUGUGAACUCCAGGCAUUUGAUGGGGUAGUCUGUGUUGGUGGAGAUGGAUCUGUCAGUGAAGUUGCUCAUGGUCUGCUACUUAAAGCCCAGAUAGAUGCUGGAAAAGGUACAGACUAUAUACCAGCGCCUGUCAGAGCGUCAGUUCCUCUUGGAGUAAUACCAGCAGGUACUACUAAUAUUUUGGCCCAUACUCUCUAUGGUAUUAAACAUGCAGUGACUGCAACGCUGCACAUUGUAAUGGGUCAUAUUCAACCAGUAGAUGUCUGUACUUUCAGUACUCCAAGCAAGCUUCUGCGUUUUGGGUUCUCAGCUAUGUUUGGUUUUGGUGCAAGGACUCUAGCUUUGGCUGAAAAGCACCGUUGGAUGCCCUCCAAUCAGCGGAAGGAUUUUGCUUUUAUCAAAACACUGGCAGAUCUCAAGCCAGAGGAAUGUGAAUUAUCAUUUCUACCUCUACAAAUUCCACAGGAAGACUGUCAUGAAAACGACAGGAAGAAGAAAGAGAAAAACAAAAAAAAAGGUAGCAAGGAUCAAUGGCACAAAAUUCAGGGUCACUUCCUGAAUGUGAGCAUUAUGGCAAUCCCUUGUCUGUGUUCAAUGGCACCAAGAGGCUUGGCACCUAAUACGAGCCAGGAAAAAAUGAAGUAUGAGUCUUUCUGCUGUCAAGAAGAACUGAAAUUCACACUUGUAUUCUGCCUUAAUUUUGCCAAACUUGGGAAAUGCAGCUUUACAUGUAGGGUUUUGGAAAACAAAUGAGUAUGUAAUCUGGUUGUUGACAUUGAUUCAUUUUGCCUUCAGCUCAUUGUUGAGAGCAUGCUUUGUGGUGAUCAAACAGCUAUCAGGUGAUAAAUCUUUGCAGCUGAUGUUUUCAGUGGAUUGUAAGCAGAAUAGCAAGUAUGAACUUCAUAAACAUGAAAAACAUGUACAUGAAAUACAACACACUCCCUCAUAUUAGAAUUCAGAAAGUUUUCUUAUGCAUUAUAUAUUCAGAAACUUCAUAUGUAGAACCACGCAUAAAAGACUAUGAAAUGAUUGUGGUUUAUUUACAUUUGAUUAUCUUAAGUGAAAAUAAACAUGCCUUGGAGCUGAUCAGGUAUUUCUCUUUGAAAUGACUUGCUGAUCUGGUAGGAUUUGAUUUGUUGAAAACAAUGCAGAAACAAGUUGUUUUGAUGAAGUUCUUGUUGGGAAGGUUUCUGUGCUACAGGAGUCCUACAGAAGUGCAUAUACUUCGUGAUAGUGCUGUGUUGUUAUCCCCUCUUAGGAACUUUGUUCAGCAUUUACUGUUACAGUCAGUAGAAAAAUUUUGAGAAGAAUUCAUAGAAUCAUAGAAUAUCCGAAUUGGAAGGGACCCACAAGAAUCAUGAAGUCCAACUCCUAGGUCCCCAAAGAACCACCCAAAAAUCAGACCACGUGUCUGAGAGCCUUGUCCAAAUGCUUCUUGAACUCCAGCAGGCUAAGUGACACAACCACUUUCCUGUUCCAGUGCCCAACCACCCUCUUGGUGAAAAUCCUUUUCCUGAAUAGGUUUGAACAGUCUUGAAUUGAAUAGUCUUUUUAAGCUUUGCUUUCUCCUUCCAUCUGUUCUGGCACCUUCUUCUCAGUGAUGGGGAAUUUUAUGACAACUCCAUGCAAUUACUGCAGGUUUGAAUGAGUCUUUCUCCUACAGUUGUUUAGUGGAUCCCUCUAUUUUUAUAUAUAAGGAAGUCCUUUUUUACACUCUUAAAAAUAAUCUUAGGAGUGCAGUCAGCUGGUAGGGUAGAAGGAGUUGAUGCUUCAGACAGGUAAAUUAUUUUUCAUAGUGAAUAAUAUCUUGACUGGAAAGCUUUCCAACAAAGGAGACAAAUGUUGCACAAAUUAUUGGAGAUGCAAGACCCGUUAUGGCAGCAUCAGCUAAACUCAGCUAGAUUUCUUCACUCUGUCUUAUUUUUUCCCCGAGAGCUUUUUGCCAUGUGAAGAUGUUUGAAGCAGCAUGAAGGCUUUAACUACUGCAUGGAACUCUACUUAUACUACCCUAAAUUUGCAGAAAUAUAAAGAACUGUCUAAACAAUAAGAGCCAUGUAGGAUGUUUGUGUCUCACAGUGUGUUAUGCCUCACUGCAGUUUGGACUUUCAAAAGAAUUAAUGAGAAUUCUUAGUCAUCUCAGGAAAUACAAGUUCAUAAAGGGGAAUGCAUUGCCUAGUAACCUGCUAUGUCUCUUCUGGUAACAAAUAUGGUAAAGAGAUGACUUUUUCAAUUGCACCAUUGCUGUUUGCUAAAUCAGUAAACUAGUGCUAUGCAGAGUGGCUUGAUGAAUGGUUAUAUAAAAAUUAUCUUUCUAGGUGGAGCUGUGUUGCAGUCUGAAAACAUUCCAGUUGUAGUUGUCAAGGUGUUAGGGGCCUGUGAGUGGGGAGAUAUGAAGUAGUAGGCUGGAAAUACUUUUUUCUGGAAACAUUCUUAGCCUUUUUACCAAGCGUACCCACUGAAUAAAUAAAUAUAUAUAUUCAGAAGAUAUAAAAUACAUAAUUGCUCUAUGAAGUAUAAUCUCAGCAGUGAUUGGCAUGUUCAUCGGAUAGGCUUGUUAAAAGUUGGUUUGUUUCCAUAACUUCAGUGAGACUUAGGAAUGGUUGUGUGGUGAGGUUCAGGUUGUUAGCUUCUGUGACAAGGUACAGUUGCAUUGCAGAGUCUGUGAAAUAAUAGUAGCUCAUUGAUUCAGAUUCUCAAAGGUGCUAAAUAUCAAUGCAGUUGGAUACCUCGUACCAUUGAGUAAGAGACCACUGUCAUUACAGUCUCUUCUUGAUUAACCUCUAGUGUACAAUGACCGUUUUCCACAAAAUUCCUUCCAGUUUUUUAAUUCUGUUCAAUGUGAAACAUGUAAAUAGAACUUUUCAGAGAACUUCUAAGAGAUCCUAGUCAGAGAACAGCAUCUUGCUUAGGGCAGCCUGAGUGCUAACGGUGGAGGUGAGUGAGUCCAUCUGCACUGGGUCAUAUAACAGGAAUGUGCUUGCACGUGUCAAGGGAACAGCUACUUGGCAUAUCUCUGCCUCACAACAUUUGUGGUGAUUGUUAUUAUUUGUUUGAGUGAAAAGUGUAAAGAUAAAUGUGUGAUUUUUAAGAAUUCCACUUUUAAGUAGAAAAGCAUUUUUUUUUAAAUAAUAUGUAUUAUGUUCAAUAAAUUGUACAUAUUGAUAAGGAAAUACAAUUUUAUUACUACAGUGUGUGUUAUAAAUAUAGAGAUGCUAAUUAACCUCAGUUGCAACAUUUUAAUUGAUCUAGAGCGGUAUGUUUUUUGUUUUGCUUUGGAAAAAAAAAAGUAUUUAUUUUUAAUUAUGACUAUUCUAUUAAAUUGCUCUUGCUCCUAGGCUUUUGAAGAGCCUAUUAAACUUCCAGUAAUUAAUUUAUUUCUGGGAACUAA
Anas platyrhynchos (mallard) is the source of this 4071-nucleotide messenger RNA. It is a transcript of the gene CERKL, whose product is annotated as CERK like autophagy regulator. Gene Ontology annotation, molecular function: lipid kinase activity. NCBI's taxonomy places the organism in Eukaryota, Metazoa, Chordata, Aves, Anseriformes, Anatidae. Gene Ontology annotation, biological process: phosphorylation; sphingolipid metabolic process. The record is from RefSeq and is a predicted model, not a curated record.